Messenger RNA from Cotesia glomerata, 2784 nucleotides. RefSeq lists its product as uncharacterized. NCBI's taxonomy places the organism in Eukaryota, Metazoa, Arthropoda, Insecta, Hymenoptera, Braconidae. The coding region runs from base 373 to 2784 and encodes 803 amino acids. The transcript is spliced from 2 exons. The record is from RefSeq and is a predicted model, not a curated record.
UAAAUGUCAGUACCUUGUCAUGUCCAUUUCUAGAAUUUACCUAUAAAUUGUUCGUUUUUUUUUAUCGUAAUAAAUGAUUUCAACUAAUUACCUCAUAAAUUCUAAUGUUUAUGAUCAAACUGAACAAAAUUGACACAUUUUUUGUUUAAUGUAUUAAGUUAACAUUGAAUUCCGAUUCAAUAACUUUUGUCUUUAAAUUUUAACGAAUUUUUGAAUUUGAAUUUGUGCGACUCGAGCGCCAUCUACAUUGAGAUUUAUGAAACGUCUAGUGAACCACCUUGAAAGUACGUCACCUGAGUAAUAUUUACAAACAAUGAGCUGAAGAAAUAGUGCCAAGAGUUUGUGUCAUUUUAGAAGUCAACUUUUAAAAAGAUGGCACCAGUACUUCGUACUAAAAAGUUACCUGAUACAAGUGACAAUAAAAGUGGAAAAAUUCAACAAUUGUCAUCAAAAAUAAAAGUCAAACGUAAAAAUAAAGUUAGUGCCGAAGUAAAACAACAUCGUUUGGAACAAAAACGUAUUGCUGAAAAAUUAAGGAGAGAAAAAAGACGGAACGAUCCAGAAGCUUACAAAAAUUACUGUCAGAGUGAAAGAGCAAGAAAUGAAAAAAGGAAAAAGGAAGGAAAACUCAAGUCAAUUGAUCAAUUAUCAGAACGAGAAAAGCGAGCUCGUCGCAAACAACAAAAUUUAUGGAAAAAAAACUCACGGACACGGCAAAAAGAAAAUAUUGAGUUGACAAUGGAGCAAAAUAAUAUGAAUAAUAACGUUGAAUCUAAGCAAGCCAAGGUAGGAAGGAAACGAAUACAAAAAAAUCUACGUAAAUGUUUCAGAGACAAUAAAAAAUUAUUGGAUGAUAAUAAAAAUCUGCGAAUGAAAAUUAAUAGCUUACAUAAAAAAUUACAACGUUUGAAUAUCAAGAAAUCAGACUCGACAUCACCUGAGUAUAAAGUUGAUAAAAUGUUGAAUGGUCAAAAUGUGAAUCCCGAAGUUCGCAAAACAUUAAUACUUCAUCAAGUCAUGAUACAGCAACUAAAAUUAUCUUAUCAAGAGUCAAGGAGUUCAAAGUUCAAGCAAAUAUUGGGUAGAGCAAUUUGUGGAAAAGUUGUGAAAAAAUACCGACAACUAUCUGCUAUAAGGAAAAAUGUUAUCCCUAUUAUUCCUUCAAGAGUUCAUAGGAGUAAUAAACCAUUGGAAUAUAUAAAAAAUAUGAAAAGCAAUCAAAAAUUUAUUCAAGAUCGAGUGACAAGUUUUUAUGAAGAAAAUAGUAAGAUAAUUCCUGAUAAAAAAGCUUCUAUAAAAAUGAAUGGUAAACAAGUAACAAAGCGUUAUAUGAAUGCUACGAUUAAAGAUUUACAUUCUAAAUUUUGUUCCCAAAGUACGUACAGUGUUAACUAUUCAACUUUCGCAAAAUUACGCCCGAAAUAUUGUAUUGAACCAAAAGUUACUAAUCGAAAUACGUGUGCGUGUUUCACUCAUGAAAACUUUUCUUUGUUGAUACAAGCUUUUCACAGUCAUAAGUUACUGACAGAAAAUACGCCAUAUAAAAUUUUGAAUAGUUUCUUGUGUGACAGUAAUUCUGAAAAUUGUCUUUCAAGAGCGUGUGAGUUGUGUAAGUUAAAAAAAUUGGAAUUUAAUUUAAAAGAUACUAAUCCUGUUGAUAAAAUAUCUUUCAUGAAAUGGGAAGUAUCUUCAGAACAAAGAAAAAAUGAGAAAACAAAAAAAAAAAUAACUGUUAAAAUUACCUCAAAAAAGAAAAUUUCAUGUACGAUAGGGCAAGCAAUUAACCAUUUCAAUCAUGAACUGGAUUUGUUUAUAGCUCAUGAAUACAGAAUUACUCACCAAAAUAAUUCCAUGAAAAAACUUACACAGUCUCUACAAAGCAAUGAGUUAGGACUUCUCAUUGACUUCAGUGAAAAUUAUUCUUGUAAGUAUGAAACGGAAGUUCAGUCAGUACACUUUGGGGCUAGUAGAGUACAAUGUACUUUACACACUGGCAUGGUCUACUCUUCGAAAUCUUCCCAUGGCUUUGUUACUUUGUCAAAAUCACUCAGACAUGAUCCUUCUGCAAUUAUUGUUCACAUAAAAAAAAUACUUGACGUGUAUCUAGCUACCAAUCCAGAGAUUAAAAAAUUACACAUAAUGAGCGAUGGUCCAACAACGCAGUACCGCAAUAAAAAAAUGUUUUAUCUCAUAACGCAGUACUUUCCUCAGUGCUAUUCUCAGUUAGAAGAUAUUACCUACAACUUUAGUGAGGCAGGCCAUGGAAAAAGUUCAGCUGAUGGGAUAGGUGGCUACAUAAAAAAAUUAGCUGACGACCAAGUAAAAUACGGCACGGAUGUGUCAAAUUUUGAUUCUUUGCUAGCAAUUUUGCGAGAUCGUGUUAAAUCUGUAUAUAUUGAUUGCGUUUCAGAAGACGAAAUAUCAGCCAUUGAUUUAAUUUUACCAAAUAAUUUUAAGCCUUUCGUCGGUACUAUGAAAGUACAUCAGUAUACUCGGAAUAAACUACAACAUAAUUUUAUUUUAUUUAAUUCAUUGAGUUGUUUUGAUUGUUCGAAUAAAAAUCCAUGCAUACACUUUGCUAUGGGAAAAAUUGAUUACUCCAUAAAUGAUACAACCGAAAAAAUGAACAAAAGAUUGGUAGCAAAAACAAAGAAAUCGGAUAAUUCAACAUCAAAAUUAACUAAAAAUUUAAAAUGCCUUGAAAAAGAUGUUGCUAAAGAUAAUUUAGAAAAAAAUGAAACAAUGUUAUUGCGAAGAAGUUCAAGAAUUAAAAAAAAACUGUGA